GGCGACAGCCAAUGACGUUGUGAGUCUCCCGCCGGGAGGCGCAGCCACCAAUGGGAGCGGCGCGGGCGCGGACCGGCUGGCCCCGCCUCCCUACUUAAGGCGGCCGGUGGCCGAGGGUCGCUCAGUGGUGGGAGGAGGGGGGGGCGGGGGCAGAGGCACCGCCAACGCCAACGCGCGCGAGCAUUGGCGCGCUGCGACCCGCGCACGUGCCCGCCCCGCAGCACGGCGCGAGGGGAAGGCGGAGGCGGGGCCGGGGGCAGCGCGCGCCGCGGGAGGGGCGGUGGCACCUGCGGGGCGGCCGCGGAGCGGCCACCGGCGAGCGGCGGCCGAGGGCGCGGAGCGGCGAGCGGACACUCCGUGCAGCCCGCCCGGCGUGCCCGCGGGCAUGGAGCAGGACAAGUACCUGCCCCAGCUGAUGGCCGAGAAGGACAGCCUGGAUCCCUGCUUUGUUCAUGCCAUGCGCCUCCUGGAAGACGAAAUGGAAAAAUUUCAGGGUUCUGAAGGCAAGAAGGAAGAUGAAGAAAAGAAAUAUCUUGAUGUUAUCAGCAACAAAAACAUAAAGCUGUCAGAGAGAGUUCUGAUACCUGUCAAACAAUAUCCAAAGUUCAAUUUUGUUGGGAAAUUGCUUGGACCAAGAGGAAACUCUUUAAAGAGGUUACAAGAAGAAACAGGUGCAAAAAUGUCCAUCCUGGGAAAAGGAUCCAUGAGGGAUAAAGCUAAGGAGGAAGAACUAAGGAAAAGUGGAGAAGCCAAAUACGCGCACUUGAGUGAUGAGCUCCACGUAUUAAUUGAAGUUUUUGCUCCGCCUGGGGAGGCGUAUUCUCGUAUGAGUCAUGCCUUGGAAGAAAUAAAAAAAUUCCUGGUUCCUGAUUAUAAUGAUGAAAUUCGCCAGGAGCAGCUGAGAGAACUGUCAUAUUUGAAUGGUUCUGAGGACUCAUCACGUGGACGGGGCAUUCGAGGAAGAGGGAUCCGUGUGCCACCUGCGGCUCCUUCAAGGGGUCGUGGGGGUGCAAUUCCUCCACCCCUGCCUGGACGAGGUGCCCAAGCACCCAGAGGAGCGCCAGUGACCCGUGGAGCCCUCCCUGUGCCACCAGUGGCAAGGGGCGUUCCCACCCCUCGAGCCAGGGGCGCCCCGUCUGUCCCGGGUUACAGACCACCCCCGCCACCUGCACACGAGGCCUACGAGGACUAUGGAUACGAUGAUGGGUAUGGGGGUGAAUAUGAUGAUCCAAGCUAUGAGGCAUAUGAUAACAGUUAUGCUACCCAAACACAAAGUGUGCCUGAAUAUUAUGACUACGGUCAUGGAACAAGUGAAGAGGCUUAUGACAGCUACGCACAAGAAGAAUGGGCCACAACCCGUUCCAGCCUAAAGGCACCACCUCCAAGGUCAGCCAGAGGGGGUUACAGGGAACACCCCUAUGGUAGAUAUUGAAGGUCCUCCUCAUCUGUGACCUCAUCUCAAAGACAAUUAAUAGCCUGUGGUCUCCACAUAAACAGCAACAAGACAAGGACUCACAGGCACUGGACAGCUAAGCAGCAGAUCUGCUGAGAAGUGGUCAGGAUGCAUUAGCUCAUGAUGGAUGGCUUCCUCACAGAAAAACAGUGAAUACCUUUGUUACAUGCCCUUGCAUUACAGGACCUUCACACUGUGUUACCACCAAGUCAGAGAUUUUUGGAGCCUUAGGGAAGUACUGUACCUUUUGAAUGGUGUUCAGGGAACUGAGAGUGCUCAACAUCAUUUGCAAUAAAUCACUCUGUUCUGAAGGACUGAGCCUCAGGUUGGGACUCUCCACAGCCCUGAGUUCUGGACCUCAGGCUACCACUCAGACUUAAAGUGAUCUUCCAGUCUAUCAGGUGAGCUGUGGUAUUUUUCUAUAUAUUUUUAGUUUAUUUCAAAUAUGAUGUAAUUAGAUCACCUCAGUCUGCAAAAAAUAGGAUUAUUUUAAACUAGUUCUCAUUACAUUUGCCAUUGGAAAAGCGCUCAUACAGAGAUACCUGUGGUGCAUGUGACUUUGAGACAGGAUAAUGCAUCUAAGUUCUUACACUCUGUUUCAGUCAUAGAGAAAUAUAAUCUUUAAUAAUCUUUCUCACAGAAGUAAACUAUAUUUGCACAGUAUGUUGAACAUACAAAUACUUUUUAAAAAAGCAAAAUAUUUGAAGAAAUCAUCUCCACUUGUUAUGAGUUAGCUCAUUGAGAAGGUCAUGUUAAAACCAGAUUUUGCAGAUUCUGGGUUUUUUUGAUCUGUUCUCCACUUGUUCAUCUAUGAAAAUAUUGAUAUCUUCACUGCACUACUGUGAACAUACAUUUAUUAAUGUUUAUAGGGUUCAUUUACUGUAACACUGUUGCAACAAACUAUGGACGAUGAAAAUCUGUAAGACAUUAAAUAAAUCUACACCAGCAACUAUUUGGAUGAAAAAGAAUAAACAAAAAAGAGUCAGACCACUAGAGUGUAAGACAGAUACAAAUAUUUAAUUCGGACUUCUAUCCAGAAUGAGUUAGGUCUUGUGGAGAGAAGGGUAGGAAGGCAUCCUGUAAUUAAAGUCUAUGUCCUCCUGUAUAUACUAAAGAAAAUCAUCUAAUUAUAUUGGAAAUUAUAAAUCUAGCAUUUCCUAAAUCUUCCAUACUAAAUACUGCAUUGUAUUUUUCUAACAUAAGUUUAUAUAGAGACAUAAUGUCAUACAAAAAUACAAUUAUUGCAUUUAGUUAUUAGAAAUGAGCUUGUUUCUUCAGCAGCUUGUGAAACAAAAGACCGUUGUCAGCCUUUGUUCAUGGUAGAGAGUGACAUCUAGAAGGUUUCAGCUGACUAACAAAAUUUAUAUCAAUAGCUAAUGUGGAGUUACACUGCAGCUGUACACACCUUCACUUCCUAUACCUGAGGCACAUCCACAAUCCUUUCCUUGCUCCUCCUGACUGCAUACCAGAAAACAGACCUGAAGCUUAGUCUGCACUGCAGAGCAGCAUGAAACCCUCAUGUAGAACCCAAAUCCCUGUCAUCAUGUGUUCUGAAAGUGGUGACACUUUUUUUUGCCCACACUAUUUUUGGAUUUGCUCUUGCAAAUGGUGAUAUUUUAAACUAUGCCCUGCUUUAGAUGUAGAUUUUUGUCUGCAGAGAAAGAGCUAAAAGAAUGCAGCCAGAAGCUAUUCAAGCCUAACAUGAUUCUAGACUGAGGAAAAAAAAAUCAGUGUAUUUUUCAAGAUUCCUUCUCCUAGCUAGAGCUGGAAAUAAACCCUAGGUGACAGUAUUCACACUCCAGUUUUAAGUAGGCUGUGAGUGAGAUAAGAAACAGGUGGGAAUAUGCAGGUUUCUUAAGGGUUUACUUAGAUUACAGUUAAAUCUGUUAACACUUUGUAAAUAGUAAUCUAGGGCUCUUAGAAAUGUUUUUAUUUAUUAUUAUUAUUUGUGCUUUGCACAUGGCAAAUGGACCAAGAAGGGGGAAGCUGUUUGCUCUCUAUCACACAGAAUGCUGUUCAUCAGAACUAAAAUACCUUUACUUAGAGCCCAAACUCCUAACAAUUGGACUAAGUUUCCUAAGAUGGCUUCCAAUUAAGACUUGUGUUCUUGUUAGUAUUCUCGGAAACUUGAGAGUAGUGAUUCUUUUUCAGUUGGUAACUACAGGUUUAAAUAAGUGAUAAAGUGUUCCAGAAGUUGGGAGACCCUGCUAGGUUUCUAGAAGUUUAACAAAAAUCUACAGAGGAAGAAAGGGAAGUCUUGAUUUUCCUGAGCAAGUUCCUGAGCAAGCCAGGACUUCAUAGCAAAAUACCAAGGUUCGUCUGAUUCCAUGACUUCCUUGCCUUUUCUGAUUUUCUUGUUUUUCAGCUGUAUAUGUGUAUACGUGCCUGUGUGUGUGUGUAUAUAUGUGUGUAUAUAUAUGCACAUAUACUCAAUUCUGGUCCAAAGGACAAUUUAGCCCCUUUUCAGGUAUGUGUCAAAAAAACCAAAUGGCAUGAAACUCCUUCCACUGUUUAUAAAAUGUGACUAAAUACCUAGUGUAGACUAUGUAGCUGUCUUUUAGGUAACUGAGAUUGGGUGAAGUUAAUCGCAACCUUAAUAAUUAAACUUCUAAGGGACAAAAGUUUUAAAUUACAGUUGGGGGAGCUACUUUCAUUAAAAGCUACAGAUUGUGUGUAUCAUGUCAUAUCAUAUAAUUAAUCAAAUUGUGUUAAAACUGAAAGAACACAAGGCUUGACACAUAUGCUAGUCUUUGGAGUUUGAGAUAAGCCUGUUCUCUGCCCAGUGCUCUGUUGCGUAGCAAGAGGUUGAAAAGUGGGCAUAAAGAAGCACAGCCCAAUGCACGAGAGCUUUGCACAGACCAUUCAAGGCUUCACUUUGAGCUCCCCGUGUGCAGCAUUCACCUCAUGGAAACUGUCCUAUGGAGUUUCCUAGAAGUGGGUUUUCUGUACUUCUGUAACCUUUGCUAAUUCUUUCCUCCACUGGUUUUGUUGUUGAAUUGUUUGUUUACUAAAAUGUUUGUUUAGGAGAAGGCACUUCUGUUGAUAACCUUCACAAUUUCAAAAGGUAGACCAGACACUUCCAUCUGUAUUUGAGCAUUGAAGACAUACUUUUGUUUUCAGAAGCACUGACAGCCUUCAGGUUUCACUAGCCUUAACUUCAGGUUCUCAAAAAUCAGGAGUUGUCACUGGCAUGCAAGAUCUACACGUCCUGACCCAAAACAUAUUUUUUGUACUUCUCGUCUUGCAUCUUUAUACAGAUGGAUAAAGAUAUAUAAAGACAUAUCAUUAUACUGUGGAAAUUAAUGUAUUAUAGAUUUUGAGACAGCCAGCUGGUAUGAAUGAAAGCCAGAGAAGUACUGAAGAUGCAUAUAUUACACUAAUGUUUUACUAAUAUCUGGAAUUGCAGCUGAAGUGAACCUCCUUUAUUUUCCUAAAAGCAUCCCUAAAGACUGGAUAUGUUGCUGUACUCUUACACUAUAGUGAGGAUCUCCAAAAUCAGUACUCUGAGUAAUUGUGUACAACUCCAAGAAUUGAUACCUGUAAGGAAGUUCCAGUGUCAGACAGACAAAGAAAGUAAGAUAUAAAAAAAGGUAAGCAAUUCUGUUCACAUCAGUGGGUCUUAUCAUAGUUGUAUAGGUUGUAAGAUUUGUCUCUGAAGUCAUACUAUGCUAAUAUGAGAGUACAGAAGACAAUUUAAUAAAUGGGCUACAUCAAGUCAGUUCAUUGGUGUUCUGUGGAGUGUAGUCUGUGUACCAAUAAAAAUCUCCAUGAUUUUUAUUAAUUCCACUAAAGUAGCACGCCACCUCCAAAUAUUUAUAGAGAUCAAGCAGACUCACUUCAGGACAAGCCCUUCAUACAUACCAGAGGUACCAUUUCCUGAAAUGUAAACAGUUGGCAUCUGCUGAACCCUAAUCCCUAAAUCAGAAACAUAAAUAUUUGGAUUAACAAAAAAUGGAAAGCCUUACUCUUUGUUGUUGACCUCCUAGUACAUAUUUUUUCACUUUCAAUGUUACACACAUGACUAGUAUUCUUUAUCCAGGACUGGAAAUGGAGUGACUUUUUGGCGCAGUGACUUUUUGGCAUAGUGACCACAAAGGACUUCAGAAGAUUUGAAAUCAAGCCUUCAGUUCAAUGUUAUACAUGUGAUGCAGCUGUGUGAUGAUGCACAUGUGAUGAGGCAAGUAAGAUUUCAUACUCUUAAGAAUCAGAGAAAUAAAAGGAUAUUUAUUUUACCCCUUUAAAAGAGUAUAUGGAUCUGAUACCAGAAAAAGUUGAGGAAAUAUAAAACAUAAGCUUAUAAUUUGGUUUUUCUACACAGAGAGUUUUAGCACCCCACUGCACCAGAGACAAAGUGUUUAAUAACUGUUAAGCGUUUUAGCACAGACCUGGAAUUGCUGUCUGUCAUAUUUGCAGUGCAUAUAUAUGUAAUACAGAAUGGAGAUAUACAGAAUGGAGAUAUACAGAAUAUUCCAUUGUACAAACUAAAGCUAUAACACUGAGCAAACUGCUUAAACCAUAGUGCUUAGGGAAUGAAAUCUGAAAUUCUUUUCCAGAGUAGUUUAUUUUUGGACAGUGUUUUUUUUCCGGAAGAGAUUAAAUACAGAGCUGCUGGAAAGCACUGAGAAGUUGGGAAAGAAUGAGAAUGAGGAUGUAGGUGUUGGUGCUGAGGACCCAGGGCACAAGCAGUGAUCUUGGAAGUUCUGCCUCUUCUGUUUUGUGCUGUGGUUUUAGGCUGUACAGAUCCCAGUUGGACAAUCCAUAAUUAAGUUGGGGUUUAAGGGCUUUCAGUCUUCCUCUUCUCAAGUCACGCUCCAGCCACGGCUCCCAGCCUCAUGCCAGGGGCUCCAAAAGUUGGAGCUUCUCCAGGACAACAGCAGGAGAUUAGGGAACUAAGUGCUCCAGGUCAACCUGCCUAGUGAGGGGGGGGUCCUGCAGCCUCUGCUCCUAAAGGUAGUGGAUUGGGAACUGCAAAUUGGAGCUGUCAGUGAUGUCCCUGAACCAGCACUUCUUCAGAGCCUGAGGUGCUCACCAGGUGUUGCCUUUGGCAAGAUGACAGGGAAACAGUCAUAUUUCCUCUGAAUUCUGCCUCACUUUACACACAGUCGUGACAGGUAUUCAGUGUACACUCAAAUUUUUUUGGAUUGCACAUAUCUAUUUGACUGGGAAGCAAAUUAUAAGUAAGUUUCAGAGAAGACUGGAAUUGUCCACAUGAAAAUGUUUGAUGCUUUGAAAUGGCUACGAAACAAUAAAAAAUAAAAUCAGUAAAACACACCUACGUGAAAUUUCAAUUGUUUUAGUAAGUUCUUUUCAUGGUCUAUUUUCAUGUUCUUCAUUUCUGGAAAAAAUGUAUUUCAUUAUACUCUGCAAGAAUAGAGAAAGUCUUUCAGAUUUGUUGUCAGGUUACAUAUUAAAUUUUAGGUCUGUGCAUUAGAAUUUUCAUACAACUCCAAAAUUAUCAAAAUAAUUACUUCUUGUCUAUGCAAAUAUGCAGGGUUAGCUUUCAUUCCUACCCUGUCAUAAGAAAUCCAAAAUUCUAGGCAGUAUAAAAAAUGUGCCUUGAAUCCUAUUGUCAAUAUUCGCCUAUUUACCUUCUUACAACAGAAUGUAAUUUUGACAGACAACCCUUUAACCCUGGGGUAAAGGAAAGUAGCUCUUGCCAUGUUGAAUAAUGAGCUGUGUAAAUUUCAGCUGAUGGGGAUCUAUUCUGUGCCUCCAACAGGACAAAAAGCUAUUUCUAGUGGUUGUGACUUUUAAUAUCAAUAAUUUUAAAUAACCCAUAAACUGACAUAAUUCAGGGGAAAUCUUACUUUUUCUUUACCUUUACUCUUGCCAAAAAGGUCUUAGAAAACAAUAUGAAAUCAUAUUGUAUUAUGGCCAUCACCUUGACACUAGAAUUUACAUAAUACAGUGCAUUUGUAUUUAUAGUUUGUACAGUAGGACAUUUGGCCCUUGCUUUUAUUAUUCUACUGUCAUAUAAUUCAUAUCUUUCCAGAUUUUGUCACCGAGUUACUUACUCACCUGAGCAAGAUCAAAAAAGUAAGGCCUGAACCUCUUUCAUUGUUGACAUGAAAUGAAUAUAGGAGUUGAGAAUGCUGCUCUGGCUGUGGGUGUCUGUGUCUGCACAUACCCAUAUGCCAUCCUGGACUGUGACAGGCAAGCAGGACACAAACGUGGAUGAAAAAAAUACCUUUGAUUUCUGAUCUGGGAGAUUGUCUGUAACAGCCACAAUACUGGCAUAGAGCAUCUCAAACCUUGGAUCAUCUCAAAACUUGGAAACUAGUCUCUAUUUCAGAAUGUUAUUUGUACUUCUUGCAAGGCAAAAAAGAGUUCUUCCUAAUUUCACAAAAUGCAAAGUAUGGCCAAUCACAGCCACCAUUAGUAGGAUCUCUUCGGGUUCUUACCUUUGUUGUUGUUGUUUGAAUUUUUAUUUGUGAAUAUUAAAGCCACAUUUUUUGUGAAAAACUUAUGAAUAAUAUUUGUAGAAUUGCAAGUGUACCUUGGAAUUCUUAUUCAUUUGUAUUUUAAGUAGCCAAGUUUAUUUCAUCAUUAUUGUGUAGUUUGACUACCUGUAUUCAUAAGGUGUACUUGCAUGCCACUUUGAUGAGUACUACAAGGUUAGCAAGUACCCAGCAGGAAUUAAAAGGCUUGUUUUUUAUCAAAAGGGGUCAGUGACCAUGGACUGCUUCAUUGUUUAUGAAAAAUAAAGUAAAUUUGCAUCAAAUAAAAGUAAAUACGAGUAUCUAGUGGCUUUCCAAGCAAGCAUAAAGUGGGAUUUGGAGAAUCGAGUCUGAAGGUAGAUGUCAAGCAAGUUUCUUAAAACAAAAAUUGGAUAUGUAAAUUGGAUAUGCCUUCUUGCUACCAGGAAAUCUAUUCAGCUACCAGGAAAGCUCAGUCCUAUAGGAUACAUAUAUAGUUAAUGUCUUAAGAGAAAAGGCUGAGCUACCUAAUCUUUGAGAAAAUUUAAAAAAACCCCAAAAUUUUAAAAGGCAGAAAAGAAAUCAGAAGGAAAAAAAAGAAAAGGGGGAAAAAAAGGAAAAAUAAGAAAAACCUUACUGUUAUAAUCCAUUAAUAAAAUUAAAUUAGUUUUCAUGGGUUUGUCUUACUGGUAAAAUAUUUAGGGGCACAAAAAAUGUUUCAUAAACACAAUGAGAUUUCCUCUCAUGCAAAAUCCUUGUCCUUUCUUCAAGGAUCUGGCAAGAAAACUGAGUUUUUUACUUGAAUUUUACUUUUCAAAGUAAAAGACAGAAUCUUCCAAAAGUAAAGCUGUCAUUAAUUACUGUUGUCAAAAUGACACAUCUCAAUUUUACACAAUUGUUUAAUUAGACUUCACUCUUUCUUCCUUCUCAUUUUGAAUGGUACUUGUUAUUCUGUGAACUCUGUUUUCACAGUUCCAUGAAAACAAAACAUAAAAUCAAUUAUGUUGAAGUUUAUGUAGGCUUAAUAUUAGGAAAAAAAGCAAAGUGCCUAGUCCUGCUGUCGAUAAAAUGUAUUUAUGUAGUUCUCCAUGUAGCACUUUGAAUAAGGAAACUGACAGCAAUCUCAAUCUGAGAAGAGGAAGAGCCAUAUGGCUCCAUUGUAUGGGUGGCUAGUUUUAUAAUAACUUAAAAAAAUACUUACAUGACUCUUAAACAGAUUCAGAUUACCACAUGUAGAUGGGCAAAGUAGCCAUGCACAGUGCUGGGGAGUUCCAUUUUUUUAUCCAUGUACUGCCCAGUUAGGAAAGCAUGCCAAGGCUUGCAGUUUAUCAAGAAAGAGGAGAAAUGUCUCGCCCAAGGAAUCUCUAGGUUCAGCAGGAGGUUCUCAUGGUUUGUGUGGUUACUUGAGGUUAGACUACAUAAUUAGUUCAUACAUGUAAUCUUUAGUGCCUCUUAUAAGAAUGCCCUUGAAGGCAACCUCAGGCAGAACAGGACAGUGGAUGGUGAUGUGCCACACUGCUAUUUCUAGAUGCUAGAAAAGGUUUUAAAUUCACAUUUUGGUGACUAUAUGUGUGUGUGCAUGUGCCUAGCACAUAGUAUCCAUAUGAAUACUAGAUCUCUGAAAGGUUCUUAAAUUACUUGCUUGGGCAUUGCUACUUCCUUUUGUUACUGAGCUGUCUAUAUGAAUUGAAAGUGAGAAAAUAGUACAGUAUCUAGCUUCAUUAUAAACCCUUCCUGAUUGAUGACUUGCCUUCUCUUGGGACCCAGCAUUAUAGCAGAAACCAACUGGUGUAAUCUGCAGCUAAAACUACUUGUUGGAGUUCUGUGUCUUUUCUAGGGAAAUGUAUUUUUCAUUAAUACUAAUGUUCAGGCUCAGGGAAAAAAUGUAUUAAGGAAGUGUGUUAUACACAGAACUUUAGGCUAUUGCUCUUCUUGAUGAUACUAAUCUGUUUUCCUACAGAGAAUCAUGUGAAUUGUUACCUAUCAUUGCAUCCCCACGUUCAUCUCUUAAUGCUUAUGGGUGUGUUACAAACCACUUAAAAGAAAUUCACUGCCCAGACUAGGCAGUUUCCUCUGUUACAACAAUAUAUUUUUACCAUUGUGUCUUUUCAUUUGAUAAGUGCUAAUAGAGAGAUUCUUACCUAGUGCUUUUAAAAUGCUUCCUGAUCUACACAGACAGGAAAAGUAAACAACAGUUAAGAAAUUGCUCUGAUAGAUAGACCAGUCUCUCAGGAGGCAUUCAUAACAUCGACACCAACGCUGAGUUAUUCUCUCUCAGGAGCACCAUUAGCAGUCAUUUUAUCACCACCAAGUGUGUAUGUAAUUCUGUAACAUCAGUACCAAGGCUGGGCAGUUCUCCUUGUCAGAGGUUAAACUGUAGGCGAAACCACUUCACUGUUGAAAAGAAAGUAGAAACCAGCCUAAAGUGCUAAACUUGCAGUUCAAAGUCUCAUUAAUAUGGACAUUUACAGAUAACAGAAUUAAACUGUGAACACUAGGGAGUAGUGUACUAACUUAUUUUUAAUUGUAUACAAAGGGGCAGCUUGUGUCUUAUUUUUUGGUUUGAUUAAUAGUUUAUAUUGGUUUGAGUCUGUUUUAAUCCUGAGUUGGCCACAAAAGUAAUAGUUUUGAGGACACAGUGUCACUACAGAUGUAAGUUGGAUGUGAACUAUGAGCAGGAUGCUAUUUGAAGACAAAUCUAAUCUUUGUAAGAGUAAAUAAGUAAAUAGUAUUCAGACAUUGGCACAGAUUUUUCAUUCACGACAUUUGUGAAACUUACUGGAAAGCCAUAUGACAUUAUGGUUUGUUAAAAAGGAUGUGAAAAAUCAAAAAGAUGUACAGAAAAAGGUUCUUAAAAUUAGGGAAAAUGUACUAAUACUGAAACACAAAAUAAAUUCUUAGCUAUUGAUUCAGUCAAGAGAGGACUGAGAAGUAACUUGACUACAGCCUUCAGGUACCUACAGGCAAAAAGGAUUUUUGACAGUUAAGAGCUCUCUAAUUCAGGAGUAAGGAAUGUGUAAUUAGCUGGAGCCAAGAAUUCCAGUCUGUUCCCCCCUCACCAAAUUAACAGUGAGAGCUUUAAACCAUUGGAGCAAUCUCUGUCGGUCAGAAAGCUAUCCAGCAUCUCAUACAGAAGCUACAGAGGUUGAUAUUUUGGGACCAUGCAGGAUGUUAGACUAGACAAUAAUGUAUAACUUUUUCUGCCCUUAAUAUCUAUUUCUGAAUUUAAGAAUCUAAAUCAAUAAAAAUUAAAAAGGUCAACAGAACCUGGCCCUCAGACACAUAUAUUUUAUCAUUUAAUUGCACUUCCAUUUGAGGAUUAUAAUUCAGUUCUCUUAUGAAUUCAUCGCAGAAACUUUUCUGCAGGAUCCCAGAAAUAGAGUCUGUCUUAUUCUCAUGAUUAAACUUUCAACCAAAUAAAAGCUCUUCAGCUUGUGACUCUGCAUUAGCAUGUGAAAAAUUUAAAUAAACAUUGUUUUAGCUUCUUUUGUUAUGAGCGAACACAGCAAUGAUACAGCACACAAAGUGUUAAUAUUUGUUAUAGCCCUUGAGCUAUACAAUUGUGUAGUUUUGUUUUGAUCAUGCUUGAUAUGCUGUGUCUUGACUAGGUCUUCUUUCAUUCUAUUUCUACAGGUUAGUGAGACUUUAAUCAAGAAAAAAAAAAUCUAAUGAACAGCAAUUGGAAACACAGCACUUGGAAAGGUCAAAAUGGUACAUUACAUCCUUAUUAUCCAAAAGAACAGAUGAGUUUAAUAUCCUGGCAGCAUUUUCCUGUGAAGAAGAUAUUAAACAAGAACUGAAAAUGGCAUGAGGUUCCCUCUUCCUUUCCUAUGACUAAGAUUGUAACAAGGUGAUGAAACUAUACAGAAUAAAUCUCUUUCUGCUUUAAUGGUCAAGCUGUGGAUUCUGUCUAGAUUUCAAAAACCUAAGCCAGCCAAGGAGUCAACACAUGCUGUUUGGUUCAGGAUAUUUACAACAUGCUUUCCUGCUUGUAUGACCCAUUUUCCAUUAAUAUUUUCUAGUCUUAAACAUGAGAAGAUAUGUUAAGAGAAGGUACACAGUACAAUAAGUUUUGCCACAUACAUGAACUGCAACAAAAAAUGCACUGCAUCUGCACGGCUGAAAAAGUAGGUUUUUCAGCUUCUGUUUGAAUAAUCAAACAGCAAAGAUAAUGUAUUCCAACACACAACACAUUGCAUGUAUCCUGCUUUGGAAAGUCCCUGAAGGUAUGGAACUAUUUGAAGGCAAAGGAAUUUGUAGUAUAUCCCAUAGGUUAUUAACAAUUCGAUUAAUAUAAGAACUGUCAGAAUAUGCUAGCUUAAAUCACUAUCUGCAUGAAGACUCUUCUUUUUAUAUGUAUAAGGGGAGAAAACACCUUCUGGAACUGAGUGUUGUAUUUUAAUGCUAAAAAACAUCACCAGGGUCCUCAUGUAAAAUGUUAUUAUAGCAACAGAACAAAUCCUGUGCUUAAGAAUAAAAAAAAAUUAGUAUAA
Molecule: messenger RNA, 12362 nt
Organism: Pipra filicauda (Wire-tailed manakin)
Lineage: Eukaryota; Metazoa; Chordata; Aves; Passeriformes; Pipridae
Gene: KHDRBS2
Product: KH RNA binding domain containing, signal transduction associated 2
Exons: 13
Coding region: 386-1432 (348 amino acids)
Biological process (GO): regulation of alternative mRNA splicing, via spliceosome
Cellular component (GO): nucleus
Molecular function (GO): mRNA binding; poly(A) binding
Source: RefSeq, a predicted model, not a curated record